AUGGUAUCAACAAUGAAUUCAUCAUCAUCAGCAGAUUCAUCACAACCAUCUGCUUUUCAGGUUGCCGCUGUCAAGCUCACAUUGAGUUUGGCACCAGCCAACAUUGGCAAUAUAAUAGGAGGUGCAAGGUCUGCACUCGACAGACUUAUCUUUCGCUACAACACCACUCUAAAGGCUACGAUCAUCUCCUACUCCAACCUACGUCUGGUUCAACACAACAUACCAAACUUCUACGACAGUCCCUUCCUGAGCGUGCCCAUCACAGUCAACAUGAUGGUGUUCAGGCCAAUGAAUGGUCAACUCAUGCAUGGAGUUGUAAAGAGAGUGUCAUCAACACAUUUGUCGCUGUUGGUGUUUGGCGUUGUGUCUGCAUCGAUCAGCAAGGCAGACUUGCCAAAGGGAUUGUACUAUGAUCACAGCUCAAACACCUUUGUUGACAAGUCUGCUGCAGAUGGUGAUAGCAGUAGCCUUAUAUCACUGGGUACCAAGAUAUUGUUUAGAGUUAAAGAUGUAUUGACGGAUAAAAACUAUAUUACAAUCAAUGGACAGAUGACAGACUCUGAUACAUACAUCACUGGUCAUGAGGAGAUCAAGGUCGAGACACCAAAGAAGAAUCAGCAACAGCAACGAGCUGAUGCCAAAAAGAAGACUCCAAAUAAGAACCUCUUCCAAGACUUAAAGGCUGAGAAGGUGGAUGACGACGAGGAGAUGGAGGAGGCAGAGGUCAAGGUGGAGAAGAAGCAGGCUGAGAAGGAUGAGUCGUCAGACGACUCUGAUUCAAUAUCAUCAGAUUCAUUAUCCUCAGAUGAGUCGGAUGACGAAUCAGACAAGGACAAGAAGAACAAGAAAAGCAAGACGAACGAUAAAGCACCAGUCAAGAAGACACCAACAAAGAAGGACGAGUCCUCAGAAUCAGAAUCAUCAGAGUCAGAGUCAGAAGACUCUGAUGACGAGGCCGCAAAGAAGAAGAAGAACAAGAAGAGCAGCAAUGGAGACAGCAAAAAGAACAACAACAAGGAUGACAAGAAGGACGACAAGAAGAAGACAUCAACAAAGAAGAAGGCAGAGUCCUCGGAAUCAGAGUCAUCAGAGUCAUCAGAGUCAGAGUCCGACGCCAAGAAGUCAAAGAAGAGGAAGAGCGUGGACGAGGACAAGUCGGACAAGGUCAAGAAGUCAAAGAAAUAA
Acytostelium subglobosum LB1 is the source of this 1185-nucleotide messenger RNA. RefSeq lists its product as hypothetical. The record is from RefSeq and is a predicted model, not a curated record. The transcript has 3 exons. Lineage: Eukaryota; Evosea; Eumycetozoa; Acytosteliales; Acytosteliaceae. Gene Ontology annotation, biological process: DNA-templated transcription initiation. The coding region runs from base 1 to 1185 and encodes 394 amino acids. Gene Ontology annotation, cellular component: RNA polymerase I complex.